AUGGAUUAGGAGUAUAUAAAUACAUAUUUUGGAGAAUGGAAAGAUGAUUUAUUUAAUGGAAAUGGAACAUUAAUAUAUUAGAUAGGUGAUAGAUAUGAAGGUUAAUUUUUGAACUAAUGUAAACAUGGAUAAGGAAUAUAUUAUUAUAUAAAUUUAAAUUCAUAUAAAGGAGAAUGGAAAAAUGAUUAAAAAGAUGGAUAUGGAACAUAUAUUUAUAAUUAAAAAUCCGAAAAAUAUGAAGGAUAUUGGAAAAAUGGAGAAAGACAUGGUAUUGGAAUAUAUUUUUACAGUACAGGAGAAAAAUAUGAAGGCGAAUGGGAAAACGGAGUUAGAAGUGGAAGAGGAAAAUUUAAUUAUUUAGAUGCUGUUUAUGAAGGUUUUUGGAAAGAAGAUUUACCUGAAUAGAACGGGAAAAUAGAAUAUAAUAAUGGUGAUAAAUAUAUAGGAGAUUUGGCUUUAGGAAAAAGAGAUGGAAAAGGAAUAUAUUCAUAUAAAAAUGGCGAUUAAUAUAAAGGAAUUUAUCAUGAAAAUAAAAAAAGUAAAAAUGGAACUUAUGAAGGAUAAAAAUUUAAUUAUACAGGAAAUUUCUAUGAUGGAUUGAGAUCUGGUAAAGGAAAAUAUUAAAGUAAAUAAGGAGAUGAAUAUUUUGGCGGUUUUCUAAAUGAUUAAUUUAAUGGAAAUGGAGUACUUAAUUUGAAAAAUGGAGAAAAAUAUGAAGGAUAGUUUAAAGAUGGAUAAAAAUAUGGAAGUGGAAAAUAUUAUUUCUAAAAUAAAGAUAAUUAUGAAGGAUUCUGGGUUGAAGGAAAAAGAUCAGGAAAUGGAGUUUAUUAAUGGAAUAAUGGAGAAAAAUAUAAUGGAUAAUGGUAAAAUGAUAAAAUGAAUGGAUUUGGAGUAUUAUUUCUUAUAUUUUAUCGUUUGUUUUAUAUUAUUUUAUUUAGGAAUUUUAUAAAAAUAAUGAGUCUUUGUAUAGAGGAGAAAUGGAAAAUGAUAAAGCUUUAUGAUUUUUUAUGUAUAUUAAUUAUGUUUAUUUUAUUUUUUGUACUUUUUGUUUUUUUUUGUUUUUUUGUUUUUAAGUUUUGUUAUAUUAUUUAUUUAAUUUUAUAUCAUAGAAAUAUUAAAUGUAGUUUGUUUGAAUUUAUUUAUCAUUUAAAUUAAAUAAUAGUUGU
Molecule: messenger RNA, 1166 nt
Organism: Ichthyophthirius multifiliis
Lineage: Eukaryota; Ciliophora; Oligohymenophorea; Hymenostomatida
Product: morn domain repeat protein
Exons: 5
Cellular component (GO): cytosol
Source: RefSeq, a predicted model, not a curated record